Messenger RNA from Myotis lucifugus (little brown bat), 1133 nucleotides. It is a transcript of the gene TRAPPC4, whose product is annotated as trafficking protein particle complex 4. Lineage: Eukaryota; Metazoa; Chordata; Mammalia; Chiroptera; Vespertilionidae. The coding region runs from base 194 to 853 and encodes 219 amino acids. The record is from RefSeq and is a predicted model, not a curated record. The transcript is spliced from 5 exons. Gene Ontology annotation, cellular component: TRAPP complex. Gene Ontology annotation, biological process: endoplasmic reticulum to Golgi vesicle-mediated transport.
UGGCACUAAGAGCCGGAAGGAGCCGGAAAAGCCGUUAUCAAUCCAGGCAACUAGUUUCCGGCGUCGCGCCCCCGCGCGUAGCCUUCACUGCGCAAGCGCAGCCUGCGGCGGGCGGAGAAGUGAGGGCGGGCGGGUCCAGUGACUGCGGUCCCGCCAGGCCGCCCAGUGCCCGGCUCGCCGCCGCGGCGCAGCGAUGGCCAUUUUCAGUGUGUACGUGGUGAACAAAGCCGGCGGCCUGAUUUACCAUCUGGACAGCUACGCGCCACGAGCCGAGGCUGAGAAAACGUUCAGUUACCCGCUUGAUCUGCUGCUCAAGCUACACGAUGAGCGAGUGCUAGUUGCCUUCGGCCAGCGCGACGGCAUCCGGGUGGGCCACGCAGUGCUGGCCAUCAAUGGCAAGGACGUGAACGGCAAGUACACGGCCGAUGGCAAAGAGGUGCUGGAGUACCUCGGCAACCCUGCCAACUACCCCGUGUCCGUGCGAUUCGGCCGGCCCCGCCUCACCUCCAAUGAGAAGCUCAUGUUGGCCUCCAUGUUCCAUUCGCUGUUCGCAAUCGGCUCCCAGUUGUCUCCUGAACAGGGCAGCUCAGGCAUUGAGAUGCUGGAGACAGACACAUUCAAGCUGCACUGCUUCCAGACCCUGACAGGAAUCAAGUUUGUGGUGCUGGCAGACCCUAGGCAAGCUGGAAUAGACUCUCUACUCCGAAAGAUUUAUGAGAUUUACUCAGACUUUGCCCUCAAGAAUCCAUUCUACUCCCUGGAAAUGCCCAUCAGGUGUGAGCUGUUUGAACAGAACCUGAAGUUAGCCCUGGAGGUGGCAGAGAAGGCUGGAACUUUUGGACCUGGGUCAUAGGCUGAACCUGCAACAAUCCCCCACCCCGCCGCUGCCUUCCUAAAUUCUGAGAUCCUGUAGCAGGGGUCUUACUGCGUCCUCUCCAGUGGGAGUCCCAGGCACCUUGUUAGUACACCUGAAAGGGAGCGGGGGAGGGGGGCUGAGUUCGAUGAGGGUACUAAUCCCUGAGCCUUCCUACUAUUCUCUUUCCCGUAUCUGUCAUGGUCCUCCUUUCCACUACAGAUUUUACUUACGGAGGAGGUAGGCCAUAAGUGCUGUAAUAAACAUUCCUUUGAUCUCA